AUGGAUUAUGCCAUGUAUGUGCUGCUACAACUCGUAAUACUAUUGUCAGUAGUCCUCAUUAAUACAUCAUCAUGCAGUGCUUGCAUGGAGAGUGAGAGAAGAGCUCUUCUUGAAUUUAAGAAACACAUAAAAGAUCCAAACAACAAGCUGUCAUCUUGGGUGAUGGGACAAAACUGCUGCUCAUGGGAAGGAGUGCAUUGUGACAACCUCACCGGCAACAUUGUUAGACUGGAGCUCAAGGGUCCGGAUCAUCAGAUAUCAAACGAACAUUACUUGCAGCUGAGAGGUGAGAUCUCUCCAUCUUUGCUUCAACUUAGACAUUUGAAUCAUGUUGACCUGAGUGGCAACUUCUUCAAUGGAACAAGUAUUCCAUCAUUCAUUGGUCAGUUCAAACAGUUGAUAUACCUCAAUCUCUCUAAUUCUUACUUUCACGGAGCAAUUCCUUCAAGUUUUGGAAAUCUAUCCAGUUUGCAGACUCUUGACCUCUCAUAUAAUCAUGGAAUUUAUGUUGAUGAUCCUGCUCAUCAAUGGCUUUCUCAUCUUACAUCAUUGCAACACUUGGAUAUGAGUGGUGUCACCUUGCUGGGCAACAUGUCUACUAGCUUGUUCCUAGCUCUCAACAAGCUUCCUUCCAUAAAUGAGCUGCACCUGUCCAGAUGUAAUUUAGAAAAGCUUCCUCUUUCCUAUCCUCAUUUCAACUUCACAUCUCUAUCCAUUCUUGAUCUCUCUUACAACCAUAUCAAUUUCUUGGGGAUUUCCUGGGUGUUCAACAUCAACAGCCUUCAAUAUCUAGACCUCAGUUUCAAUGGUUUUCAUCAGCUGACCACGUACUGGUCUUCCAGAAUGCUAAAUGGAUAUAUUGAUACUAGCCAACAGAGUGAGAUUAACCUACAUGAAAGCAUAGGCAGUCUUUGUAGCUUGCAAACUCUAGAUCUGUCUGGGUUAAAUAUCAACAAGACACUUGUUGAACUUGGAGGCCUUUUCUCUGGCUGCCUUAAACAUAGUCUCACUCAUUUGCAAUUAAGCUCCACUGAUCUUAACGGAGAUAUACCAGAUUGGAUUGGGGACAUCAAGAAUCUCAGGCUGGAAUAUAUAAAUCUUGCUUAUAAUCGGUUGAGUGGCAUUAUAUCUGAAGAACACUUUACUCAACUAGAGAAAUUGGAAACACUUGAUAUGUCUGGUAGUGCACUGGUUUUCAGAGUGAGUUCUAAUUGGGUUCCUCCUUUUCUUCUCAACGAAUUAAGAAUCAGCACUUCCACAGUUGGUCCUGAAUUCCCAGCAUGGAUUCAGACACAACACAAGUUGAAUACACUUGAUUUGUCUGAAAAUGAAAUCUCAAGCACAGUGCCUCAUUGGUUGUGGAACUUGACUACUCGCAACCUUGUCCAUUUAGACCUCUCUAGUAAUCAGAUUCAAGGGAUGAUACCCAAACUCUUAACUUUCUCUCACAUUGAACACCUUUAUCUUUCUGCUAAUUUGUUCUCAGGUCCUUUACCUGAUUGGUUGUGUCAAAUGAAGGGAAUUGUAGCACUUGAUAUCUCUAUAAACCAUUUAUCAGGUGAACUCCCUAAUUGCUGGUCGGAUUCAUCUGCACUAUCAUAUAUAAAUUUGGCAUACAAUAAUUUAUCUGGAGCUUUACCAAACUCAAUUUUUAAUCUUCGUAAUCUAAAGUCACUACUUUUGAGCCACAAUAAAUUGUCUGGUGAGCUCCCUGAUUCCAUGAAGAACAGCAGCCAAUUGCUCGCUCUUGAUCUUAGCCACAACAACUUCACUGGAGACAUACCAACAUGGAUGGGAGAAUGCCUAUCAUUUUAA
Messenger RNA from Dioscorea cayenensis subsp. rotundata (Guinea yam), 1815 nucleotides. Its product is annotated as receptor-like protein EIX2. Lineage: Eukaryota; Viridiplantae; Streptophyta; Magnoliopsida; Dioscoreales; Dioscoreaceae. The record is from RefSeq and is a predicted model, not a curated record. The coding region runs from base 1 to 1815 and encodes 604 amino acids. Gene Ontology annotation, molecular function: protein binding. The transcript is spliced from 2 exons.